Molecule: messenger RNA, 2250 nt
Organism: Arvicola amphibius (Eurasian water vole)
Lineage: Eukaryota; Metazoa; Chordata; Mammalia; Rodentia; Cricetidae
Product: RAF proto-oncogene serine/threonine-protein kinase-like
Biological process (GO): protein phosphorylation; signal transduction
Cellular component (GO): plasma membrane; cytosol; mitochondrion
Molecular function (GO): ATP binding; protein kinase activity
Source: RefSeq, a predicted model, not a curated record
AUGCGCCGCCAUCUUAGAUGGCGGGAGUUAGAACCGAGCGAGCUUGAGGCGGGAAGACUUCUCUGCCGCUCUCCGCGGGCCCUCGGACGGGCCAGCUGGCCGGGCUUUGGGGCGCGUGCCCUGAGGCGCGGGGCGCUAGUGCAGCGAUGCGGGGCCUGCCCGGGGCCCCGUCUCCCGGACUGGGGACGCGCCGAAUGUGACCGCAUCCCGUUCGUUCAACCAUCGCCGCCGCUGCACGACGGGACCUGGCGUGGCCCGGCUCCCUCAGGUUUAAGUAUUUUUUAAACUGCAUCAAUGGAGCACAUACAGGGAGCUUGGAAGACGAUCAGCAAUGGUUUUGGACUCAAAGAUGCGGUGUUUGAUGGCUCCAGCUGCAUCUCCCCUACAAUUGUUCAGCAGUUUGGCUAUCAGCGCCAGGCCUCAGAUGAUGGCAAACUCACGGAUUCUUCUAAGACAAGCAACACUAUCCAAGUUUUCUUGCCGAAUAAGCAGAGGACGGUGGUCAAUGUGCCCAAUGGAAUGAGCUUGCACGACUGCCUUAUGAAAGAUCUCAAAGUGAGAGGCCUGCAGCCGGAGUGUUGUGCAGUGUUCAGACUUCUUCAGGAACACAAAGGUAAGAAAGCACGCUUAGAUUGGAACACCGAUGCCGCCUCUCUGAUUGGAGAAGAACUGCAAGUGGAUUUCUUGGAUCAUGUUCCACGCACAACUCACAACUUUGCACGGAAAACGUUCCUAAAGCUUGCAUUCUGUGACAUCUGUCAAAAGUUCCUGCUAAACGCAUUUCGAUGUCAGACUUGUGGCUACAAGUUUCAUGAGCACUGUAGCACCAAAGUACCUACUAUGUGUGUGGACUGGAGUAAUAUCAGACAGCUUUUGCUGUUCCCAAAUUCCACUGUUGGUGAUAGUGGAGUACCAGCAUUACCUUCUUUGACAAUGCGUCGGAUGCGAGAGUCUGUUUCCCGGAUGCCUGCUAGUUCCCAGCACAGAUACUCCACACCUCAUGCCUUUACUUUCAACACCUCCAGCCCUUCCUCUGAAGGUUCCCUCUCCCAGAGGCAGAGGUCAACGUCCACUCCCAAUGUCCACAUGGUCAGCACCACCUUGCCUGUGGACAGCAGGAUGAUUGAGGAUGCAAUUCGAAGUCACAGUGAAUCAGCCUCACCUUCAGCCCUGUCCAGCAGCCCCAACAACCUGAGCCCAACAGGCUGGUCACAGCCCAAAACCCCUGUACCAGCACAAAGAGAACGGGCACCAGGAUCUGGGACCCAGGAAAAAAACAAAAUUAGGCCUCGUGGACAGAGAGAUUCCAGCUAUUACUGGGAAAUAGAAGCCAGUGAGGUGAUGCUGUCCACUCGGAUUGGGUCGGGCUCCUUUGGCACUGUGUACAAGGGCAAGUGGCACGGAGAUGUUGCAGUAAAGAUCCUAAAGGUUGUUGAUCCAACCCCAGAGCAGCUCCAGGCCUUCAGGAACGAGGUGGCUGUCUUGCGCAAAACACGGCAUGUUAAUAUCCUGCUGUUCAUGGGGUACAUGACAAAGGACAACCUGGCCAUUGUGACCCAGUGGUGUGAAGGCAGCAGUCUCUAUAAACAUCUGCAUGUCCAGGAGACCAAAUUCCAGAUGUUCCAGCUAAUUGACAUUGCCCGACAGACAGCUCAGGGAAUGGACUAUUUGCAUGCAAAGAACAUUAUCCACAGAGACAUGAAAUCCAACAAUAUAUUUCUCCAUGAAGGCCUCACGGUGAAAAUUGGAGAUUUUGGUUUGGCAACAGUGAAGUCACGCUGGAGUGGUUCGUAACAGGUUGAACAGCCCACUGGCUCUGUACUGUGGAUGGCUCCAGAGGUAAUCCGAAUGCAGGAUAACAACCCGUUCAGCUUCCAGUCUGACGUCUACUCCUACGGCAUUGUGCUGUAUGAGCUGAUGACCGGGGAGCUUCCCUACUCGCACAUCAACAACCGAGAUCAGAUCAUCUUCAUGGUGGGCCGUGGAUACGCGUCCCCAGAUCUUAGCAGGCUCUACAAGAACUGUCCCAAGGCAAUGAAGAGGUUGGUGGCCGACUGUGUGAAGAAAGUAGAGAGACCUCUGUUUCCCUAGAUCCUAUCUUCCAUUGAGCUGCUUCAGCACUCUCUGCCGAAAAUCAACAGGAGCGCCUCUGAGCCCUCUCUGCAUCGGGCGGCUCACAAGGAGGACAUCAAUGCUUGCACGCUGACCACAUCGCCGAGGCUGCCGGUCUUCUAGAUGAUGUAGCUGUCC